AUGGGAGUUAUACUGAAAUCAACAGUGUUUCGAUUUGUGAAGUGUUGUCAGUUGCAUCUUCCGCCUCUUUGUCAAUUGAAUACAUCCACCAGUCGGAUAUUCAUCUUGGAGUCAAAUGAUAUCUAUCGAAAUUUGGCUUUCGAAGCAUGUCUGUAUCAAGAAGGGGAAAAAAAACUCCACUCUUUUAAUGAUGAUACACCAUCAUUUUUCACAAAUAUUCUGCUAUGGCGUAGUAGUCCGUGUAUUGUAAUUGGUCGAUUUCAAAAUGCUUGGAAAGAGACGAGUACUUCACUGCUUCGUUCUAAUGCUUGGAAGUUGGCUAGGCGUCAUUCUGGUGGUGGUGCUGUUUAUCAUGAUCUUGGUAAUUUGAAUAUAUCAUUUAUGCAGCCUAGACAUUAUAUGGAUAGACGGAAAUGUAUGGAGUUUCUUCAGUCUGUUCUACAACCGCUGAUACCUUCAAAUUGUGUGAUACAUGUUGGUGAGAGGUAUGAUUUAUGGAUUUCAGAACGGCGGACCGGUGUAACCGGUUCAGAGGAUAAACUGAAGAUAUCUGGCUCUUCAUCGAAACUUGGCGCCAAUAUGGCAUAUCAUCAUUGUACAUUACUUUUUGAUGCUAAUUUAAACAAUUUAUCUGAAGUAUUGAAACCGACUUUUGCAAAUAUACAUACCAAGGCAACUGAUAGUAUUCGAAGUUCUGUGAAAAAUCUGAACUUGGAUUUUGAACUUCUUCAAGAUGUAAUAAUAGAGAAUAGUUUAAAAUGGAUAUCUAAGAAUGAUUCAGUUACACCUCGUCCUACUGUGAUAAAUAUCCCUGAGGGCGAAGAAUAUCAUUUUAUCCUUUCGAAAGAAAAUUUCGAAAAAGAAUUGACUACUUUACGUUCUUGGUCAUGGAUAUAUGGUAGUUCACCAGCAUUUCAGUUAUCCCUAGAGGAUUAUGAACCUGAUUUACAUUCUAUUACUAGUCAGUAUGGUUCAGUUGUAAUGCAGUGUGGUCGUGGUGGUAUUUUUAAUUGUGUUACACUUGUUGAUUCUCUCGAGCAAAGUUCCAAUUCAUUGACAGAGUUUUUAUCCGAAGUGACUACGUGCCUUGAAGGUGCAGAGUGUCGUCCAAAUUCAUGGGAUUUUGUGCUUGAUGAACUAUUGUCAAGGAAAUCAAUGCAACUGACUUGUGAAAAUAUUCCCAGCGAACAACUCUUAAUCAUUAAAGCUUUAAAACUAAUUUCUAGCCAAUUUUAA
This is a messenger RNA of Heterobilharzia americana, 1236 nucleotides long. Lineage: Eukaryota; Metazoa; Platyhelminthes; Trematoda; Strigeidida; Schistosomatidae. The record is from the annotation of a GenBank genome assembly.